UCACAAUUUGCAAUUUCACCAUGUCCCGCCUGCUGCGAUUCAUUGUGCUGACGGCAGCGACAGCAGCGUGUCUGUCGCAAUAUGCCACCAAUGGUCGUUCAGCAUGGGGCACUUUGCCAUCGCCACAGUUGCCCAAAUUCCUCACAGACGGGCCCUUGGAAGAUGGACUACCCUGGGGCUCGGCAAAUCCAGCGGGAGAACCGCCUGACACAGGGGUGACGCGGCAUUACCAUUUUAGCAUUACGCGUGGCUUCAAGGCCCCGGACGGCUUUAAUAAAAGUGUAAUUCUAGUCAAUGAUCAGUUUCCCGGUCCGGUGAUUGAAGCCAACUGGGGAGAUAUGAUCGAGGUGACAGUCGUCAACAAUAUCGAUAGCCCUGACGAAGGUGCCACGAUGCAUUGGCAUGGAAUGACCCUGAAGAACGCCCCGUGGUACGAUGGUGUUCCGGGUGUUUCCCAAUGUCCUAUCACACCCCGUGGUGGGAAGUUUACCUAUACCUUCCAAGCAGAUCAGUUCGGCACUGGGUGGUACCAUUCGCAUUACAGUGCCCAAUACGAUGACGGGCUCUACGGUCCAAUGGUGAUCUACGGUCCAGUACAGCCGGAAGUCAGCUAUGACCAUGAUCUGGGGCCGGUCAUGAUCUCCGACUACUUUCAUAUUAGCUACAACAAGGCCUUGGAGCUGAGCUUUUCAAAGCCCCCACUGCCAUUGAGCGUCGACAAUAAUCUGAUCAACGGCAAAGGGGCAUAUGACUGCAACUCUACCAAAACCCAUCGGGGCUGUCUUCCUGGAGCGGGGCACGCGAAAUUUCAAUUUAAGUCCGGGAAGCGCUAUCGGCUGCGGCUUAUAAACACCGGAUCACUUGCAAACCAGAAGUUCAGCAUUGACAACCAUGAGAUGACAGUCAUUGCAAACGAUUAUGUUCCGGUCAAGCCUUAUAACACCCGAGUGGUCACCCUGGGUGCUGGUCAACGGACGGAUGUCAUUGUCCAUGCUACCGGCUCUCCCAGAGACGCCGUGUGGAUGCGAUCCGAUAUUGACAUGGUCUGUCUCCAGACGACCGCCACUAUUCCUACGGCACUUGCAGCUAUAUAUUAUGAGUCCGCAAACACCGACCAUCCUCCAAAAACGAACGGCUCAUCAUGGGAAAGCAACAACUGUCGUAAUGACCCAUUGAGUCAGACAGUCCCAUAUUACCCAUUAGCACCUCCGGAGCCCGAGACUGUUCAGACGGUGACAGUCACCGUUGGGUUGAACGCCACCGGAUAUGCAGUCAUGUUCAUGGACGGCUCAUCCUUCCGCGCCGAUUAUCACCAUCCUGCACUGCUUGGUGCCAAAGCAGGAAAUCUGUCUUUCCCUACAGAGCGGAACAUCUACAACUUUGGCAGCAACUCCAGUGUGCGGUUGAUUCUGAAUAAUAUGUAUGGCACUGUACAUCCGAUGCACCUACACGGUCAUAACUUCUGGGUUCUGGCAGAAGGCUUGGGGACAUGGGAUGGUGAAAUCACAAACCCAUCGAAUCCACUACGUCGUGACACACAUAAUAUGCAGCCCGGAACCCCUGACCAGCCAUCCUAUGUGGUUCUCGAAUGGAGGCAAGAUAAUCCAGGCAUUUGGCCUUUCCAUUGCCAUAUGUCUGUGCACUCUAGCGCCGGAAUGGUCAUCUUAGCCCUCGAGCAACCGGACUUGAUAGAAGAGCUACGCAUCCCAAUGGUCAUCCGCCAGAGCUGUCGUUCUUGGGAGCAAUUCAAAAGCCCGUCACUGGUCAAACAGAUCGACUCAGGCAUAUAGGUGAUAGACGACAGUGGGUAGUGCCCCGCCAAUUGAUGUGUGGGAGCUUUGUAAAAUAGACUAGACAUAAUUUGUCCUCACAGGAGAAUAGGGGACUUCGCCAUUCAAGGACAGAGCCGUAUUAGGAGUAGGAAUUCUCAGCAAAAUAUGAGGUGCAUCAGCAUACGUGCACGAUACCAGCAAGA
Aspergillus caelatus is the source of this 1975-nucleotide messenger RNA. RefSeq names its product multicopper oxidase-domain-containing protein. Gene Ontology annotation, molecular function: copper ion binding; oxidoreductase activity. The coding region runs from base 21 to 1790 and encodes 589 amino acids. Lineage: Eukaryota; Fungi; Ascomycota; Eurotiomycetes; Eurotiales; Aspergillaceae. The record is from RefSeq and is a predicted model, not a curated record. The transcript has 4 exons.